CUGGGUCACGUGCCGCUGUUUGGCGCUUUUGUGCGCGCCCAGGUCUGUUGGUGCUCAGAGUGUGGCCAGGCGGCUGGGAGCGAGCAGGACUUUCCUUACCAGUGGAUUGUGUAGCCAGCACAGCCAGUCUCGUCUUAUACUCAUCAUGGCGUCCUCUGAUAUUCAGGUGAAAGAGCUGGAGAAGCGCGCUUCAGGCCAGGCUUUUGAGCUGAUUCUCAGCCCUCGGUCAAAAGAAUCUGUCCCCGACUUCCCCCUUUCCCCCCCAAAGAAGAAGGAUCUUUCCUUGGAGGAAAUUCAGAAGAAAUUGGAAGCUGCAGAAGAAAGACGCAAGUCUCAUGAAGCGGAAGUCUUGAAGCAGCUUGCCGAGAAGCGGGAGCAUGAAAAAGAAGUGCUCCAAAAAGCUAUCGAGGAGAACAACAACUUCAGCAAAAUGGCAGAGGAGAAACUGACCCACAAAAUGGAGGCCAACAAAGAGAACCGGGAGGCGCAAAUGGCUGCCAAGCUGGAGCGUUUGCGAGAGAAGGACAAACAUGUUGAAGAGGUACGGAAGAACAAAGAAUCCAAAGAUCCUGCGGAUGAGACUGAGGCCGACUAAUUUGUUCCGAGAACUGAUUUUCUCCCCCACCCCUUCCUGAAUAUCCAAAGACUGUACUGGCCAGUGUCAUUUCCUUUUUCCCUCCUGACGAAUAUUCUAGAAGCUGAAGUAGGACUGUAUAGGUAGAUCAGACCAUGAGAUGUUUCCGGGGCUCAAGGGGAGAAACUGAAAGUGUUUUACUCUUUUUUAAAGUGUUGGUCUUUCUAACGUAGCUAUUUUUCUCGUUGCAUCUUUCCCACUUCGCGCCCUGGAUGUGCUGGGUUAAUGGCUAGUGCUGUAUUGACUGUGGAAGACGUUCGUGAAAAGUGUGUAGUGGCUUCUUCCAACCCGUUAGAUGCUGACUCUCUGUUUACUUUGCCACCCCGAUUCUGUCCCAAGCUCACCAGAUGCUACUGUCCUUGAAUGGUUAAUAAACUGCACAGUGCUCUUGG
Messenger RNA from Psammomys obesus (fat sand rat), 1026 nucleotides. It is a transcript of the gene Stmn1, whose product is annotated as stathmin 1. Gene Ontology annotation, biological process: neuron projection development; microtubule depolymerization; regulation of microtubule polymerization or depolymerization. Bases 146 to 595 code for a protein of 149 amino acids. Gene Ontology annotation, cellular component: neuron projection; cytoplasm. Lineage: Eukaryota; Metazoa; Chordata; Mammalia; Rodentia; Muridae. The record is from RefSeq and is a predicted model, not a curated record. Gene Ontology annotation, molecular function: tubulin binding. The transcript has 5 exons.